This is a messenger RNA of Cantharellus anzutake, 1781 nucleotides long. RefSeq lists its product as uncharacterized. The record is from RefSeq and is a predicted model, not a curated record. NCBI's taxonomy places the organism in Eukaryota, Fungi, Basidiomycota, Agaricomycetes, Cantharellales, Hydnaceae. The coding region runs from base 147 to 1781 and encodes 544 amino acids. The transcript has 7 exons.
UAUAUGAGUGAUGGGGUAUGAAUGUGGUCAAACGGCGGUAGCACUGCCACCGCGCUUUAGGCUGACCACAUGCAGGCCUUCCGCAGAUCCCGCCGUUUGGCUCAUUGAAAGAUGUUCCCCACGGCAGAUGGCCUGUAUCAACUCACAUGAGCAGGACUCAGGAGCAAUAUUGUGCGCACACAGAAUAUUUUCAUCGAAUCCCCGACAUUCUCAGAAUACAAAUGUCGGCUUUGAUCGUCGCCUACCAAAUUUCCCGGGCACCACCUAGAACUUCUACCCAGGGCACUGAACACUCCAGGCAAGUCAAACGGGGAGCUGGGGUGGAAAUCGGCUACUGGAUGGUUCCGGAUGGAUGUGGCCCACAUAAUGGGCAGGGAUGGGCAGAAUGGCAAAUACUUUAUUCGGGUGUAUUGAACGGGGCAGGAGAGGGUGAAACGCCGCUAAGACAAGAGAUCACCAGAAUGUCCUCCCCCUUGCAGAAUGCGUCUUCUAGCACAUUUGACGCGUCAAUCCUCACCCUUCAGGCCGACUUUUCCAGUGGCCUCACCAUUUUGACAACAGCUCCCACUGCCAAUGAAUUCCUCAGAGCUACAGAGGGUCCAUUUGCGGAGUUGAAAGAGCUAGUUAUGCAGCAUACUUCAAUUGCAAACAGACCACGAUUUCAACCCCUCGCCCCCCCGGAGAAAAUUUUGAAGGAGAUUGUGCAGAAGAUAUGGGGUCAUUCAUCUGUUCAGACAGUUGAUGAUAUUGGCGAGAUUCUAGAGAACGGACACGUCACAGAUGAUUUGAGCCUCGAAGUUUUUUUGGAAGCUUGCAUCGCAGGCUAUGCCAAGAAAAGGGAGAGGUCACCCCAAGAAGUCAUGAAACGUUUCCGAUUACACAAUCCUUCCGAAGCGGGCCAAACGGCCUGGCAGGCAUGGCUCAAGCUUCACCCUGGAAUUGAUAGUCAAGAGGCUGCAAGGCUGCGUAAAUCACACCAAGAAGCUGUUGAGAAGCACUACCCCGAUUGCACGGCAGAGGUGAAUGCAUUUUACGAAAAAGUCCUGAUACAUUGUGGAGACAUUGUUUUGUCAAAGGAUGAAAGGGAUGCUAAACCCAACGAAGGCCUCUAUCUGUUGCAGAAGGUAACCGGAAAGUACGCCGCUCAGCUUGCCGCACUCAGCACCAUUCACCCCAUUGGUGUGGCUGUAGUGGGAUUCAUAGCAGAUGACACACUUUCCCCUCGAGACUCGACUAUCGCUUUUACUAGCUCUCCGAUGAUCGCGGAAAUGGUCAAAGCUAUGGGCCUACCCCUUGCAGAGGAUGCCACAUUGGCGAUGAGAAACUUUUACGAUGGAAUAAAGGCAUUCAGGUACGGGUUUAUGUUUAGAAGGGUACUGUUGGCUUACUUGUAUCCCCUCAGCCCAUAUCAACCUGAUGCCAUCAAACAGAGAGACUUCCUUCAUCAUCUUGGAGCAUUUAACAACUCCAAAACGUCUACCAGCGAGGUGUUUGGGGCCUCUGGUCUCAUGAAGUCCAUUGUGACGCAGGCGAAGCAAAGCGUCCAUUUCAGUGAUGAUCUGGACCGAUAUUUGGGUAACACUACUGCGAAAUCAGAGGUUGAGUGUGAUGCAGAGGACGUGGAUUAUCACACACCUUUAUUGAAGAUGAAGGAAGGCCUGAGCACUAUAGACUGGGCAUAUGGGGCGCAUACCGUUCGCCGCACUGAUUGUGCUGGGAAGCUCAAAGCCAUGAUUUGUAUGUCCUACUUUUGCAGCACUAUCCGCUUUGCUCAUUGGUGA